Messenger RNA from Lytechinus variegatus (green sea urchin), 10614 nucleotides. Its product is annotated as titin homolog. The record is from RefSeq and is a predicted model, not a curated record. NCBI's taxonomy places the organism in Eukaryota, Metazoa, Echinodermata, Echinoidea, Temnopleuroida, Toxopneustidae. The coding region runs from base 281 to 7210 and encodes 2309 amino acids. The transcript has 33 exons.
AUGCCUUCUCUAUCUUACAUACGUUAUCAGCAAUGUCGUGACGGGCACCCAGCAACGUCAACAAUUAUCUCACUUUUAUGGGCUGAACAUGCAGUUCAAACGAUUUAUUAUCUGAAAUAAAGGAGCAAUUUUUGUUAAGGAAGUUGUAUAUUUUAGUCAGUUUUCAACGUCUAGACUUCAUCCGACUUACGCCUGGUGAAAAUCCCAACCGGAAUGCUUAAUAACUUUUAAUACAUUCCUUGGUUACCAUAUACCGGAUACUGAGAAAAGCAUUUUUGGAAUGCUAUCAGACCUAUGUAGAGGCACAGGAGUCGUUCGACAUGGAAAGAUUGAAGUCAUACCAGAUGGGAGGAGUGAAGGGAAUACACCUACAUGUAAGAAAACGACUGGCCCAGCGAGAGCCUGGCCACAAAGGAAUAGACCUAAAAAAGCUCAGCCAAAGACUGGUAAUGGUGUAUUUACGUUCAAACAAAGGUGGAACCUAGCAUAUGCAGGAAAUUGUGAAACUGCGCAAAUCCGUCCACUUGGAAUACCACGGGUUACCUCCGCUACCGUAUCGGUCAAGAAAUCGAAGGCCGUCAACGAUGCCAAAUUCUCCGCGAUGUGGAGUCAUUACAUGUCAACAUCUUCCGAAUCGUCAUCAACUCCGACAUCGGGAGAAUCGCAAUUGUCAUCUUCAUCAUCUGUGAGCUUGGACGAUGUAGAACCAUGGGAGGAUGAAAACGAAGAAUGGGAUUACCACAAUAUCCAAGGACGCAGGUUUUACCUUCCACCCCUACAGCAGCAUGCAUGGGCCAAAGAGGAGCAGGUUUCACCACGGGAGGUCAGGGUUCACAAAACCUACACCACUAGAAAGGGGGCACUGCUUCUCUAUGCUGAGGACCUUGCUCUGACUUCAGAGGAGGGGGCAAAUGUAAAGAAAAGAUCAAUGGAGGCAGAAGAUACCAGUUAUUUCAACUCAAUUAGUGAUCUACGCAAUGCUGUCUUGUCAUAUGGUAGUAGCAUGAAACAGCAAUCUUUCCAGCCAGCAGCAUCACAGGUGAACCCUAGUCAGGAACCAUUCCUUGGCUUCGUCCACAAUAAGCGUUCCCAUGGGCCUUACAAGACAGUCCGUCCAGGAUUCUCAGCCAAGCGAUACCUAGCCAACUGGUCAAGGAGCUGGGAUGAUUCUAUUCUUAACUACCUCCGAAGUGAAGGUCAUAUAUGGGACAAGAAUCUCUUCCAGCAAAAUGUUCUUGCUCCCAACUUGUACAGACGAAUCAACGAUGAUCUCUCUCAUGUUCCCUUGCCAUACCGAGUCACUCGUAAUAUGCUUAUGUCACCGGGUGAAUUUGAAAGUUUAGAAUUUUAUAGGAUACGGCCUGACAGCACAGAUGCUGAUGGUCAUGCAUUAACACUGGAUGAGAUCUAUGACAGAUUGUGGGGCUAUGAUGACGAUGAUGGCUAUGAUGCUGAUAUUGAUGUCACUGAGAAUGGAAGUAAGGCCAAGAAGAAGAAACCUUUCAACUUGCCAGGUUCGAUCGCAAUGAUUGUACGUGACAUGCAGCAGAAACCACAUGCUGUACAGUAUGAACAACUAGAUGAAGGCCAACAGAGACAGGUUCUUCAGAGGCUACUGCUGCAGAGCGCCCUCCAUCAGCAGCAACAUCUCAGAAUGAUCCGAGAAGAGAAUGAAAAGAAGAAAACAGAAACGGAAGAUGGCGAGAAAGAUUCUGCUGAUUCUAGUGGCAAACGUCCAAUGCCACUCCUUUCGGGCCAGCCUAAACAGAGAAGAACAGACACUGACAUGACACUCUAUGGUAGUCCAUCCUUCCAAGUUCCUGAUGCACAAGAUGUUGAUAUGGAACAAGCCAUUGCGAAUCUUAUAACAAGCAACUCAACCAACAUCAUUGGUGGCGCAACGGCAUUCACUGAUCAGACCAUCUUAGACAUGUAUAGGUCAAUGAGAAGCAAGACAAUGAAACCACCGGCACCACCACCUUCAACAUCACCUUCUCAAUGGCCUCACGGUUCUAAGCGAAGAGUCAAGAACAGCAUGUAUCACACCUACCCUUCAAAUUUUGCUGGAAUCCAGCCCCUCCCACCCAUCCAAAACUCAUUUGAAGGGAAUGCAGGUGCUGGUGGAGAUUUCAUGAGGCCAGUCCCUCCACCAAAGCAGGGCACUGGACCCCCUGUCAUCACAAUGGAGCCACCCACACCACAACACCCAAAGCUCAGUGCAAAGAGUAAACUGUCGGUGGGAUGGUCAAGUCAUAGUAAAACACGUUCAAAAAGCAGUACUCAUUCUUCGUCUGAGACAAACAUUUGGAAAGCCGACAUCAAUGAAAAUGACCUUCUCCAAGAAGCUGAGAGAGAAGAGAUUGAAAACGACAGGGCAUCAUCUGACCAAGAAUUAUGGACAAAGAGUCCACGGUCUUCAAACCAGGGGUCCUCAAAGAAGGCUUCUUCUAAAAACAGUGCAGUUAGCAAAGCAAGUAAAGGAUCUGGAGAAAGCAAUGUGGCCCUAUCUAUCAACAGUCACCUGAGCCACAGCAUGGAGAACCUAGCCAGUCCUGUUGAGAAAGCACUCAGCUUCCGUGCUGCGGGUUCUGUACCUACACGUCUACGGGAAAGCAUGCGUUCCUACAAGGGUAGCGGGAAGAGCAGCCAUGGUAGCGUCCUGUUUGGUGAUUCUGAAGGUGACUUACUAAUCACUGGAUCAAAGCAGGGAAGCACCUAUGCCCCCUCCGUCGGCUCCCUAGCUGAUAAGGCAGUUGCAAGCCCUGUUGAGUCCACCCAGGAACCCCCUUCAAUAGCCUCGGUGUCUAUUGAACCUUCUGAAUCCUUGGAGGUUCCUGGAGAACCCACACCUGUUCCUCAGCCAGAUCCUGAGCAAACAAACGAAACAGAAAUCAAUCAAGAAACAUCAGACGUUGGCUCAACCGACAAUGUAGCUGGGUCUCCUGAUGAAGACGAAGCACAUUCUAAUAUAACUGUCCCUGCCUCUCUGCCCUCUGUUUCUUCCUCUCAAGAUGUUGUUACUAAUGCAAGCUUUGAUUCAAGUGACGAUGAGAGCAUCUUUGUCCGUACUAUUGGAGCGAUUGCUCCUACCUUUAGCAGCCUCGACCAGGAUGUUGAUCAGGAACACGAUUACAACAUUGAAGUAAUCGCUGAAGAGCAAGAUGGCAAUGAAGGUGAUGGUAGGGGAAACAGCCGUGUCAAAAAAGUUUCAUUCGGUGAGACAAAAAGUAAAGAAUUUACUCGGAAUCAAAGCAGCGCAGGGAACCUUGAAGAAAUGGAUCACGAUGACAAAUGCAAUUACCAUGUAUUUGUCAGCGAAGAAGCUGUGCAGGUCCGAGAAACUGUAAAAGAUGUCAGGGAAAAUGACAAUAAAGGGAGACAAAACGAUGACAUGAACAUUGGAAGCGAUAUGGAAGGCUCUGUUCUUGGUGAUGCUGUUAUUGAAGAUGAGAGCGACCUUGAUCAGCAGAGCAACAGAGUGGUAUCCACUGAUGGUGAUGAAGAUGCUCCUUUUGCUAUCGAUGUUGAGGUCACCUACAUCCCUGCUUCAAUUGAGAAUGCCCUUGAUAGUGUCCUAGGGGAUGUCAUUGAGAGUGUCUUUAAGGACUCUCUUGAAACCAUUGUCAUUGACUUUGUCAUUGAGGGUAUCAUUGACAUUAUCAUAGAAGAUGGCAUUGACCAUAUCAUUGAGACUGAUAUGGGUGAAGAUGAUGAUAGCAAAGCUGAUCUGGAAGACAGUGCUAAUCAACUUCAGUCAGGUCUGGGUUUGUCCAUGACGGUCUUCAGCUACAAGCAACCAAAACCAGAGGACUACCUCAAGAAGUGGAAAAGAAAAUGGAAGCGCUCACUCAAAGAAAAGGCUGGAUCUCUGCAGGCAACAGACCCAAGAAGGAAAAAUGAAUUUCCAUCUGAGGCUGAUGGAGAUGAGACAAAGACUGUUGAUAGGUCAGUCAAACUGGGUCAAGGGGUCAUUGACCUUCCUAUGUCUGAACCUGUUGAGUCCAGCCGUGAUAAGAUGUCUGAUACUAGACGGAGCGUGACCUAUUCCAAGAAAUCCUCCUCUACACAAGGUUCCAUCAAAGCAGACUCUGUGCAUUCUGGGAAAGGGGAUCUCGAUGUUACACAGUCCUUCCAAAAUUUCAGCUAUACCUGGAAGGGAAAGGGAAGCCGGAGGGCCAGCAAAACAUCAAGAGAUGAUGAUACUAUUGGUGAAUUAUCUGAUGAUGAAAAGGAAGACAAUUGGCCCGGUCAACCUGACCGGUCCAAGCCUGACAGUGUAAAGGGUGAAGGAGAUGAUCAGCAGGCAGAUAUAUCAUCCAAGAGAGGAGGCUCCGUAGCCGGGUCAGAGAGUGAAGUAGAAAUAGAAGUAGACUUAGUUGAUGAUGAAAACAAAGAUAAUGAAGGAGAAGCAGGGGAAGAUGGCGACAUCAAAUCAGGAAGUGGGAUGUCCUCUCUUCUGGAAGCUCCUGUGUCUGUUGCAGGAAGCGUCAGGUCACGACCCAGGACGGUUGAAGCUCAGCUAGAACAGCUGGUAGAAGCAGCAUCAGUGGUAGUAGAUGAGAUUAUGCAGAGACCAAAGUCUGGACGGGAUCUGGCUGAAGAUGCUAUGAUGGCAGCAGAAAUCUGGUCAGGCAAACUUGGCGAGCUUUUCACAGAAGAGGAUACUUACCCAGAGCGUGUUCGGUCAGCCCCAUACAGGCGUCGCCGGAAUUCCCUCGACAAUGAAUCUGAUACCUCGUCCAUGCUGGAGGAAAAAGUCGAGCCGUAUGAGAGAACCACGCCGAUGUCCUCCAGACGUACCAGGAAAAUCAGACGAAUACACUCGGCAGAGGCUGCAGUCACUCUUCUCCGUCAUCUUCUGAAAGCUUCAGAUCCUGACACGCUAGAUACCCUGUCUGAUGCUGAUUUAGAAAGUCUUAUAUCCCGUGUAGCAGAAGAAAACAUCAAUGUGAAGAUUGGUGAAGAGGUUUCAGAAAUGAUUGAAAAUCAAGAUAACCUCAAUCACCAAGACAUUGUUGUCGUAGAGGACAUCAGCGAAAGGAAGAUCAUUAUUGAGUCUAUUGCAUCUACCACCGACUACGGUGGCGACACAGAGGAAGAUGAAGAAGAUGAAAUAAAGACAGUUUCAGAAAAGGAGUUUACGGUGAGGAGCCGGGCGUCAGUGAUGGAGGAAGAGGCAGCCAAGGAGACCAUUGAUGAUGGUGUCAAGUCAGCAUUGGCGGUACUUACCCCGAAGCCACCGGCAUCAGCAGCUUCAAAGGCAUCAUCUAGGGUACCGUCUGGGGCACCAUCUGGGACACCAUCAAAGGUGUCAUCUAAAGCACCAUCAGUAGUUGUAGAUUCUCCAAAAGGUGAGGUAACCGAAGUGAAGGCAGUGCCGCCUGCACCGUCGAGUGCACCGCCCAAGGCACCUUCUCCUCAGCCACAACCGCAGGUGGAAUUGAGUAUAGGGGCAGAACCAGUCAAGGUGCCGGUUGUGAAAGAGAAAGAGAGUAAAAGGAGAAAGAGUUCUAAAUCUGCUGAUAGUAAGAAAGGAGAUGCUACUGGAGAUGGUGCACAAGAGAAUGGUCCCUUGGGUUUUGGUGUCACUAAUCUUGGUGUGGCAGAGAAGAAAGAUACGGAGAAGUCUACUCUGGUUGUAAGAGCUCCUCCAGAACCAGAGAAACCAGCAGAUGACUCUGAUGCCAAGCUGAAUGACGAACUUGCCAAAAUAGUCCAGGAGACAGGACUCCUGGAUCAGAGUAGUUCCAAGUCCAAGAAGGGAAGCAUGAGUACCAAGACCAGUACCAAGAGUAACAAGAGCUCCAAGAGUUCCAAGAGUUCUAAGAGUAAGAAGUCUAAGGAUGCAGAAGAGGAUGACAAGGAUGCAUUCAUUGUUGGUGUGCCUAAGGAGAGUAAGACUGACAUCCUUCUGUACAAGCCUAUGACUCCAGAGCCUCCAAAGGAACAACCAAAGCCUCCACCAAAGGAGAAGAAAAAGAUUCAGAAAAAGACCAAGAAACCAGCUGCUAAGCAAGAGAAGCCCAAGAAAACAAAGAAACCUGCCAAAGAUGAAACAAAGAGUCCCAAUACUGACAAAAUUGAAGACGAGGAGGCCAAACUGAAAGCAGAGAAGGAGAAGCAAGAAGAAGAAGAGAGAAAGAAGAAGGAAGAAGAGGAUAAAGCUGCAAAGGAGGCAGCGGAGAAGAAUGAAGAUGAAGCUGAAGAGGAGGAGGAAGAGGAUGAGGGGAGGGCAUCACCAGAGUCUCCAGAGUUUAUCUUCGUCCAGGAUGAAUUCUCUGAUUCAGAAGAAGAGGAAAAGCCUGUGUCACUUCCUCCUGAACUACCCGUUGAUGAAAUUAAGUUGGAGCCCUCAGUGUCUGCUGCCCCCAGCGAAGAUUACUCCGAGAUGACAGAUUUUACAGAGGAUUCGACCAGUCAAGGACCAAACAGUAUCUCUCGUUCUCAAGCCAAGGCUUUCAAACGAGCAGCUGAGGCUGAGAAGAGGAAAGCAGCUGUGGAGAAGAAGAGACGAGAGAGGGAAGAGGCUAAGAAGAGAGCCCAAGAUGAAGCAGAGAGAGCAGAAAGGAUCAAGUUGGAAUAUGAAGAGGAGAAAAGAAGGAAAGAGGCAGAAGCACUGGAGAGAGCUGCCAAGGCAGCAGAAGAAAGAGAGAGGUUGGCUCGCCAGGAAGAAGAACGGAAACGACAAGCCGCCAUAGCAGCAGAGAGAGAGCGUCGUCAACAAGCAGAGUAUAAACGCAAGAUGGAGGAAAUGGCUCGAAAGAAACGUGAAGAGGACAUGAAAAGAAAAGCCGAAGAAGAACAGCGAAGGAAAGAAGAGGAAGAGCGGAAGCGUAUCGAGGCUGAGAUGCUAGCAGCGAUGGAGGAAGCCGAGCGUCUUGAGUUUGAGAAGCGCCGAAAGGCUGAAGAACUUGAGGCAGCCAGGAUUGCUGAGGAGGAACGCAUCAAACGCGAGAUCGAGGAAAAGAUCGCAGAGGAGAAGGCACGGCUGCUGGCCAUAGAGCUUGCUAAGAGACAGAAGGAGGUUGAAGCCAGGCUGGCGUUUAACAAGGAGCUGCACUCAGAAGCUAAUGUCUUUGCUCAUUCUCAGGAUAUGACCAGGGCGUUCACCUGGUCUUACUUUGAGCUUCUGGAACACCUUGGGAUAGAGAUCCCAGAUUCACUCAAAGAGCAUUACAAGGAGAUAGCAGAGAGUAAAGAUGAUGGGUAAAGGGAUAUGCAAAGCUUCUAGAAAUCAUUGACAUUUUUAUUUAUGCAGGGUUCCUUUUACUUUCAUUACGGUAAGAAUAAUCAGAGGAGCAUACAAAUCACGAGAAUAUCGCUAACUGGAGAGCAGUCAGUGGAUGUGUCACAACCUAGUUACGGAAUUGCCAAUUUGAGAUUCACUCACCCCUACGGAUCUCAUAUCUUACCCAUGAUUCAUUUUAUGGUGGGUUUUCACCACCAGCUGCCUCAUGUAAUUUUCUGCUUUCUUCCCAAGUUGGGUAAAACUAAGAUAAUGCACAUUUAAGCUUAUGAUUUUCAUAGACUUCCUCCAACAUAUAUGAAGUUAUUUUUGCAGUUUUUGUUUUUCGAAGAGAUAACUGUUUGUACAAAAUUUUGCAUUCAGUAGCUUGAAAUUCAACAAGAAUGUGGUAUAGGAUGUAUUACAGGGCACCAGCUCAGGUGAGAUUUCCAAUUCUGCCUAUAGUAGAGUAAUGAGUUAGUGUUUCUCUCAAGAAGUAGGAGGGGUGAAGAUGUGUCUCUGUGUUUUUGCAUACAUGUACUUAAACACCGCUUUUUCCUGACAAGCAUAAAUGUAAAGUAUCAAAGUGAUGAUUUCACAGUCUUUCACAACCUAACUAUGGUUUCAAACGAUCCUGACACCAUACAUGUAUCCAUAAUUUAGGGCCAGUGGCUAGUAUUCAUGUCACCAUAGCCACCCAUUAUAGCAGAUAUACAGACUACUUGAAACUGUUUACCAUUGGUUGUCAUGGUGAUGAUUGACUGUGACAUCACACCCCUUUACUUCAUGGCAUGGUUGAUGCCAAAAUUUCCACUCAGACAUUCCAAGUAACUACCAUUAUUGCCUUAUAAAAAGCAACACAAAAAUAUUAGACUUUUUUAUUCAGGUUUCUGUUUCAACGAUUCACUUUCAAUGACUUUUUAAGGUGUUGAUCACCGCUAAAAGUACAGCAUUUUUUUUGUUGAACAAAUAUUUUGCUACGAGAGUAUGCACGUCAGUGCUUGGUACAUAGGGGUAUUUAAUUUUAACAAACAAAAGCGUCUUUGUUGAUUUUAUAUUUUGAUAUCUGAAAUAAUGGAAUGCAAAUGAUUGGUUAUUUGUUUGACACAAUUAUCAUUGUUUAUGCCAUUAUUAAUAACUCUUUGCAUGUAGGGUUAAAUAUUUGCCACACAUGUAUUGCUUUCUCUGAUCUACAGUGGGUUGUAUAUUUAUGACCAUAAAGAUUAAAAGAUUUUGAGUAUUUUCUCAGUUUCAUUUGCUGGUGUUUUAGGUAGGGGUUGGGGAGCAAAAACAGAAACAUUUCACGAGAUAUAGUUAGUUUAUGUUGCUUCAUAUUCAAGUGUUAGGUGUACUCGUAUCUAAAAAAAAUGGGAGAAUGAGCUUACAUAUAGAUUUAUUUCAAUGACUAGAUAUGUCAAGAUGCUGUCCAAAUAUCAGUUCUCUAGCUCAAGAAAUAAAGCAACCAUGUCAAAGGUAACAUUAAUCCAUUUGUUACAGUUGAGAAGGAAGCCAUGUUUACUUUCCUAAACAUUUCAUUUCUCAGAUUCUAGGUUAGUUGCUCCAGCAGUAUAAAGCAUGGUAUAUAUUAUUGUGUCAAAACCUCGGUACAAUUUUCAAUAUGUUUUCAGCUCUGACGAUUUUUGUGAAAUCUUUGAUUUUGAUUGGUUGAGAAGUUUAUUCAGAGAGAAUGAAAACUCAGGCUUCAUCAAAUGGUGUCCAAUACUUUAUGUAGCAUUCCUAAACAUGUGAAGAGACUUCUUGAUGAACAAUGAUUUUUUAGACAUUCCUCUUGAACGUUCAAAUUAUAAUCUGUAUGUAUAUAUUCUGAUCAUUUACAAGGGCUGUAUGAUAUUUCAUAAUAGGGCAUUCAGUUAUCACCAGCUACAAUGUAAAAAUAUUACUUUAAAUUUACCUAUUUAAAGAAGAUGGGAGGAAAUUUUGUCUGUUCUUUACAUAUCAUUAACCUAUUUCUGUAUUCAUAGAAAUAUCAAGGUAUAUCAUGCAGCCCUAUAAAGUGAACACAAUAUCAAUAUUUUUUAUGUUGAUUAUAUAAUUGAAUGUAAAUAUAUAUCAUAUUCAUAUCUUAUUGAAUGCAGGAAGAUCCUUUACAUGAAGUAUUUGUCUUUGUUUUGGGUUGGGCUAUUUCUAUGCAGUUAAGUAUUUAGAAUCUAUGCAGCAAAAUAUAUACAAUGUACAUUACGACUUCAAAACUCUUUUUAACUGUUGAUAAUAGAUUCUGAGGAACUAUAUAUAUUUUUCAUUACGAAAAUAGGAAGUCAUAAAAAUAUAUCCUAGAGCUUUCAUAAUAUAAAAUGCCUUAAAUUUAUAUUAUUUUCAGUCUGUUUUUGCUUUGUAGGAUGGUAGAGUACACUACUUCUCAAAUAUAGCAGCGAGACUGGACCUUGUAUGUCAACAAUGUUAAAUUAUUUGUGAUGUUGAUGACUGAAAAAUCUAAGUGAUGUCCAUUCUAAAUCCGAAUGUUCAAUCUAAAAAAAAAAGGAAACGGAUACCAACAUGAUCAUCUUUGAGAUAAGAUAGUGUUUUGGCAUCCAUGUUUUUUUUUUACUCUUCUGAACAUGAAUGCUUUGUGAGAUACAAGGAUAUGUUGCCCUGGUAGUAUUGUAUAAUUCUAGACUAAUAAUGUAAACUCAAUGUGAAUAGUGCAACUUGUAGUUAGAAUGAUUGUGCAAUAUGAAUUACUGUUUAAUAGGGAUUCAAAAUUAGAAUCUGAUCUUUAAAUUUAAUCUGGACAUAAUAUGAUUCCUAAGUAAGCGUAAGUGCUCUAUAGGCAAGUUUAUUUAUCAUUUAUCAUAAAAUACAGUUGGAGAAUAGAUACCAUGUAUUUGUGAAGACUAUAUAUGUAUUCCACUUAUGCCUUGAUUGAAGUGUGUCUUAUUCACAGGUUACUAGUAUUCAGAUGAUUAUAUUCUUUUUUAUUUUAAGGAUUGGUGUUUAUUUUGGUGAUGUUAGGCCAUCUAUAAUGCACAAAGGUCAAAUGAAUGUUUCUUUUUUUUACUUUCAUAGCAAUUCUUAUAAAAUAAAAUAUCAUAGGAAGUAUUAUAUUCAUGCAGUUCCCCUAGAAUUUUUUCAAGUUUUGGAAAAGUGAAGUAAUAGUAAUGGAUCAGAUGUUGAUUCUAAUUCCUAUCAUAUAUGAGGUUAUGUAAAUAGAUGUUUUUAUUCUUAUUUCAAAUAUUGUGUAUUUUUUUGUUUUUAUUACGACUUCAUACAACUUUUUCCCCCAUUGUUUUUUAGCAAUUGUGCAGUGCAGAUACAUUGUUGUCCACAUCACCAGAAUGACACCAAUCCUAAGUCUGCGCUUUCUUUAGAAGUUCUAUCCGUCCUUUUCAAAUGAUGAAAGUGUGUAUAGAAAUAAAUCAAAUAUUAUCCUA